Sphaeroforma arctica JP610 is the source of this 1093-nucleotide messenger RNA. RefSeq lists its product as hypothetical. The record is from RefSeq and is a predicted model, not a curated record. NCBI's taxonomy places the organism in Eukaryota, Ichthyosporea, Ichthyophonida. The transcript has a single exon. Bases 70 to 411 code for a protein of 113 amino acids.
CGUGUGAUAAACACAACAUCUCGUUCAUAUUGUAAAUAUAAAAAGAACAAAAUUUCAUUUUAAACUAUCAUGAAAAACGUAUUAACUCUUAUAGCCGCUAUUUGUGCGAUACAUAUCAACGCAUCGCCCACUUCCAGGCAAGAACGCCAGGCCGAGGCCGGAUGCAGAUGGGACAAUGGGAACGAAGUCUUCGGUCUAGGAACGUUGCAUACUGAUGAUGCAGGGACGCUUGUCUGUGAAUGUAUGCAAAUCGGAGACGAGCCAUACGGCGCAUGGGAAUGUGUGGAUACAGAGCAGGUUGCUGCUGUGGUGGCAAAGAGUGAGUUCACUGAUGAAGAAGGUCAGGUGGAUAGUCAGACUCACUUGGAUGCGAUCGUGAAAGAUGUGCAGGACGGUGAUAAGAGCUCUUGAAUUGUGCGCUAGUUUACGCGCUUGCACUACAAUUUACGAGGUGGUGAGACAGUCCGUCUAAGAUCAAGUUUACGUACACCAGAAAAGCACAUUUGGUUGCGAGUGGCCAAAAAAAGGCCCAGACCGGAGGAGAUACUCUCAGCAUCUGUUUCGCUUGUCCGAAGCUAGCAGAAUAACAUUGCUCGGCUGUAUUCUCGGGAAUUGGACAUCUUGACGCCAAUUGUUAAACUUUAAAGGCGCGAUACACACGUUAAACGUCGUCAGAUGACAUGAUUGUGUCUUUAACUAUCGCUUCAAGAAUCAUGACUAUUAAGUCGUCGAUCAGUGGUGCGUACCGAAUGUUCAGAUUUAGUACAUUCCUUUAUACCAAACAAAUCUUAGACUUAGUGUAUACGUACAUAUAACGAAAUAAAAUUUAGAAUUAGUGUAUAUAUCCAUGAAUAUUGUGGCGAGAUGCUCUACAAACACCCGCAUGCUGUUCACAGUUGAUGGAAAAAAUCGAUUUUUCAGUGCAUACCACGAAUCGUCGUUUCCAUGUCGUACAGCAAUGUUGUGUGGCAGCGUGUGGUGCGAAAUAUCAAUUAAGGAUGGUCUGUUUGCGAGAGCCAAAUAGGCUGUGCUUAUCCAUACGAAUGAGAAAUAGUUGCGCGAAUAGCUAUAAUUAAAAAAUUGGUCUAAAAUA